AUACAACAGAAAACGCAAGAUUCCUCCCUCCUCUCCCUCUCUCUCUCUCUCUCUCUCUCUCUCUAAAAAGCUCCUGCAGAUGCAAACUGCAACUUUUGUCUACCCCCCAGUUCAUCACCUGUUUCUUAAAACCUGCUAAUCCUGUGCCACAAACUCACUGCAUCAUGUAACACUUCCCUCCUCUCUCUCUCUCUCUCUCUCUCUCUCCCAGAAAAAAAAAAAGAAAAAUUUGACAAAAAUCCCGACAAGAAUUGAUCAAUCGAGAGACAACACAAACACUCGAUUUAUACUUCCGCCUGUCUUCCCUCACUCUCCACCCACAAAUAACCCCAAAAACGAAAAAGAAAGAAACAAUAAGAAAUAAAGAUCCGACCCACCCCAGAUGGUCACCCACCGCCCCGCGGCCCUCGUCCUCGUCCUCGUCCUCGCCCUGUCCGCGCGCCUCCCGCGGUCCGCCUCCGAUCCGGGCGACGAGCUCUGCCUCACCCGCCUCUCUGAGUCGCUGCAGGACCCCGGGCGGCGGCUCUUGAACUGGACCAAGUCCACCUUCGCCGCCCCGUGCAACGGCUUCACCUCCUACCUCGGCGGCGCCAUCUGCAACAACGGCCGCAUCUACAAGCUCUCCCUCUCCAACCUCGACCUCCGGGGGGCCCUCCCGGCGAACCUCGCGAACUGCACCUCCCUCCAGGCCCUCGACCUCUCCGCCAACGCCCUCACCGGCCCGAUCCCGCCGGACCUCCAGGGCCUGGUCAACCUCGCCGUCCUCAACCUCUCCUCCAACCGCCUCUCCGGCCAGAUCCCCCCGCAGCUCGCCCUCUGCGCCUACCUCAACGUGAUCGACCUCCACAACAACCUGCUCUCCGGCCCCAUCCCCCAGCAGCUCGGCCUCCUCGUCCGCCUCUCCUCCUUCGACGUCUCCAACAACCGGCUCGAGGGCCAGAUCCCCGGCUCCCUCUCGAACCGGACCGGUAACCUCCCCCGGUUCAACGCGAGCUCGUUCGAGGGCAACAAGGGGCUUUUCGGGUAUCCUCUGGCCCCGAUGAAGAAUAAAGGCCUGUCGGUGCUGGCCAUUGUCGGGAUCGGGCUCGGGAGUGGGCUGGCGAGCCUGGUGCUGAGCUUCACUGGGGUCUGUAUCUGGCUGAGGGUCACGGAGAGGAAGAUGAUCAUGGAGGAAGGCAAGAUCAGUCAGUCGAUGCCUGAUUACUGAUGAAUUCCUCCAUGAAAUUGAUGGGGUGUUCCUCUCCUCUCCUUUCCUUUCGGAUGUGAAGAUGGAGAUUGGAGAUUUGACGUUUGUUCAGAUUCAGUUCAGGUACAUUUUGGAUUUUUCGGUGAGUCCGAUGCGAUACUCAGGAAAGGGAGGGGGAACAAAAGUUCGAGCUCUUGCAUUUUUAAGUAUUUUCAGCUUUUUCUUUUUAUUAUUUUCCACUCAUAUGCUUAUUUUUUUCAGAUUUUUCCUUUUCUCCCUU
Molecule: messenger RNA, 1466 nt
Organism: Rhodamnia argentea
Lineage: Eukaryota; Viridiplantae; Streptophyta; Magnoliopsida; Myrtales; Myrtaceae
Product: receptor-like protein 44
Exons: 1
Coding region: 383-1207 (274 amino acids)
Molecular function (GO): protein binding
Source: RefSeq, a predicted model, not a curated record